Molecule: messenger RNA, 423 nt
Organism: Olea europaea var. sylvestris
Lineage: Eukaryota; Viridiplantae; Streptophyta; Magnoliopsida; Lamiales; Oleaceae
Exons: 2
Source: RefSeq, a predicted model, not a curated record
UUAAAAGCAGAUGUAACCGAGGGUUCAGCAAAACUAGCUGAUGCUAUCAGUGAUGAUUCUGAGGCGGUAGUAUGUGCAACAGGUUUUCGACCUUCAUGGGAUUUAUUUGCUCCAUGGAAGGUUGAUAACUUUGGCACUGUAAACUUGGUUGAUGCCUGUCGCAAACGUGGUGUUAAUAGAUUUAUUCUUAUCAGUUCUAUCUUAGUCAAUGGAGCUGCAAUGGGGCAGCUUUUAAACCCGGCUUACAUAUUUCUUAACAUCUUUGGACUCACUUUAGUUGCGAAGCUUCAAGCCGAGCAAUAUAUCCGGAAAUCUGGUAUCAAUUACACAAUUAUUAGGCCUGGGGGAUUAAGAAAUGAUCCGCCGAAAGGAAAUAUAGUCAUGGAACCAGAGGUAACAAAUUCAACCACUAGCAAUGAGUUU